Spinacia oleracea (spinach) is the source of this 1714-nucleotide messenger RNA. RefSeq names its product zinc finger CCCH domain-containing protein 31. Bases 282 to 1160 code for a protein of 292 amino acids. The record is from RefSeq and is a predicted model, not a curated record. Lineage: Eukaryota; Viridiplantae; Streptophyta; Magnoliopsida; Caryophyllales; Amaranthaceae. Gene Ontology annotation, molecular function: metal ion binding; mRNA binding. The transcript is spliced from 3 exons.
AAAAACCCUAAAAAUAAAAUUAAAAAAAAUCCUUGUUUUCUAAAAAUAACCUCCAGCGCUCAAAAUUUUCUCUCUCUUUCUUCGAGGCGUCUCUUCCUCAAGCUACGUUUUCUCUCUCUUCCCCAACCUCUAAACCCUAGUUUCUGCUAGGGUUUCUACCUUACUCAAAUUUUCUCAUUUUCUUCAUUUUUUCUAGGGUUCGUGAAAUUUAUUCUUCAAUUUUGCAGUUUUAGUUUAUUUUUGUUGUUUAAAGCUCGAUUUAGCUCGAAUCUCCAACUUCAAUGGACGGCCGAAAGAGAGGAAGGCAUGAUGCUGGCAGUGCACACUCUAAUGGGGGAUUCAAGAAGCACAAACAAGAAACGGAUGGUAUAGGAAGCAAAUCAAAGCCUUGCACCAAGUUCUUCAGUACAUCUGGAUGUCCAUUUGGAGAAAAUUGUCACUUUCUGCAUCAUGUUGCUGGUGGUUACAAUGCUGUUGCUCAGUUGAUGAACUUACCGCCCAUGUCAAGAAAUGCUCCACCACCCCCUCCACAGGCACACAAUGGCUCUGCUGCUACUGCCAAAACUCGCUUAUGCAACAAAUUCAGCUCUCCUGAUGGGUGCAAAUAUGGUGAUAAAUGCCAUUUUGCCCACGGUGAGUGGGAACUCAAUAAAUCUGUUGCUCCACCAACCUUUGAUGAUCCUCGUGCUAGGGGGGGCCAUCCUAUGCACGGUCGCUUUUCUGGGAGACAUGAACCACCUGUUCCCACUGGUUUUGGUGCCACCUUUGGCGAAUCAGCAACUGCUAAGAUUAGUGUUGAUGCCUCCCUAGCUGGGGCCAUCAUCGGUAAGAGUGGUGUCAACUCGAAACAGAUUUGCCGUCAAACAGGUGUGAAGCUUUCGAUUCGGGAUCAUGAUUCAGAUUCUACAAAGAGGAACAUUGAACUGGAAGGCACCCUAGAUCAGAUCAAGAUGGCAACUGACAUGGUACAUGAUCUUGUAGCAAGUGUCAGUGCAAAUGCCCCCUUUAAGGGUUCUGGAGGACCUGCACCACCUCAUGGACCUGCCUCGACCAAUUACAGGACCAAGAUUUGUGAGAACUUUACAAAGGGUUCAUGUACUUUCGGAGACAGGUGCCACUUUGCUCAUGGGGCUGCGGAGCUACGGAAGUCAGGAGUAUGAGAGCCUUUGCGGAUCCCAAUUUUGUUAGUUGGGUUUUCAGUCUUAAUGACAGUCUUGAAUAUGGCUAAUCAAAUCUAGACUCUGGAGUAAAAUGAGGUUCAAUGAUUCCCUAGAUUUGGCUUAUUCGCUUAUGGUCAUUUGUAGUUUGUUUGUUUUCCUUAGGCUUUGUGUUUAGAUGAUACUUGAUUUGUUUUUCCACCUCUAUUAGAUAGAUUUCUGCUAAAUAUGGGAGGUACCUAAUUGCCUGCAAGAAAGAGAAGAGGAGAAAAAGAAGUAUGGAGUAAAAACAACUUUGCUGCAUUGUGAUGUAAUUUUGUCCUGGAGCUGUUAUCAGAGUAAGAGUAAUGCAGUAUCUGCUGUGUGUUUGAAAUAGUUAUGUCAUGAUCAUAGAACACAGACUCCUCUAUGUUUAGAAUAUGCAUUAGGUGGCUAAUAACUCCUUUUCGUGUACUUUAUCUACUUGCUCAGCCCGUAAUUGACACAUCGAUGAAAAUCAUUCAACUUCAAAGUGUUUGCGGCAUAUAUAUAUAUGGGGUAGUUUUAGUUUUUGUCAA